Molecule: messenger RNA, 3141 nt
Organism: Syzygium oleosum
Lineage: Eukaryota; Viridiplantae; Streptophyta; Magnoliopsida; Myrtales; Myrtaceae
Exons: 9
Coding region: 621-2876 (751 amino acids)
Molecular function (GO): nucleic acid binding; RNA-DNA hybrid ribonuclease activity
Source: RefSeq, a predicted model, not a curated record
UUCCUCCCAUCCGCCCUUUCCGCUUUCUUGCUUUUCUUGGCAUGCCUUUGGGCAUUUUCGAUCGGCAAUGUCGCGAGAAAGAAGCAACUACGUUGUUUUGUUCGCGAUUCGCUUCUCUCUGUUCUUGUUUUGGUCGAACGUUGUUUGCGCUUCUUCCAAUGGCACCGCGAGCGGCUCUCGCCGGUGUCCGUUUUGACGUGUCGUGCGUGUCGCGCCGCCAUUGCUUGUUCUGGUGGCGAGCUUUUUGCCUGGUCCCAUUUUUUUCGUUCUUGGCUCCGGAGCAGCUGAGGCAAGAUCGGUGGUGUCCGCUUCGUGUAGCGUGAUGCGGGAGGCGUGUCUUUUCUUGCUGUGGAUGGAGUUGUGGGGCUGUGUGUUUUGGCUGUUUGGUCGAGUAGAGAUGAAGAAAGCGAUCGAACAGUGACAAUUCUUUGACCCCGUGCCAGUUUUUUUAUGCGCCCUUUUCUUUCUGGACACAGUUGCUGAUGAGAAACACUGUCGCGAGCGGGAUUAAAUGAUGGGUCGAUCUUGCAUUAGUAUUUGCUUGAGCUCUCGCUGAUUCCCAUUUUCAGUUUCAGGAUGAUCCUUGUGAUAUAUGUGGUGAUGUUGGUUAUGCUGAGUUGAUGGUAACAUGCUCAAGUUGUCCUGCUCGGCAACAUAUUUACUGCGCGGCACAAAUUUUUCAUGAAGUCCCUGAAGAUUGGUAUUGUGAAGAUUGUCAAUCUACUGACCACGCGAAUCUGACAAUUUCCCAUUUGCAAGAAGAAUCCAUUGCAAUGGUCUCAUCACCGAGCAGUAGAGAAGCUCCAGAUACCGCUUCUCCAUCGAUAAUUAAGAGGCAAGCUUAUCCAAAAUGGCAAAGAACUGCCAAACCCCGCAAAGUGAUGUAUCUUCCUACUGAAGAAGUCAUCAAAUUAUCAGCAAGAGAGAGAACGACAUCUUCUUGUAGUCAUAUGUGCCUAAAACCUGCGGCAUCUAGUACACGGCGGAAUCCAUUGAAGUCCAAGGUCUUUGCUUCAAAGUCCCCUGUGAGGGCAAAAGGCAAUCAACAUUUAAUAUCUUCAGGUUGCCAACAUCCAUUAAAAAGUCAAAGCUUGAAUAUAGGUUCAUCAAUUAAUCGGCAGCAUGACAUCUCAGUAGCAAAAGAACUGAAAGACAAGAAGGAUCUUGUUCAGCAGCCAGAGAAGCAUGUCGGUGAGGAGCAGUCGAUGGAUAUUGAUGGACUUUCCUUUGAAAGGGAAGAAUCCAUUCGGGCAAAGGAAGAAUCUAUAGAGUCCUUGUCACCCAUUUCACCAUCCAGAUCUUCUCAACCCAUUGAUAAAUCAGGAGGCAACAAUGAUGCUGCAGCAGAAUAUGGUUAUACUUUUGAGGAGACUAGAUUCCUGCACUAUAUUCUACCUAAACUCGAAGUAUGUCGGCCUUAUCUUCCUGCUCUAUCUGCAACAUGGAGCGGAAGGUUGAAAUUUCUGGGUGAUGCUAUCCCCGAUGAUAGCAGCUAUUUGUUCCGUGCGCAUCCUCCAUGCAGUGUUCAUAGGAAAGCAUAUGUGCUUUCACUGCAUAUGCCUUUGGAGAUUUGUAUGGAGCCGAUCCCUCUGACCCAUAUUUUGACAGACAUAUUUCAAAAUGAAGGUCCUGGUAUCGGUGACAUUGGUUUGUACUUUUAUCCUGCAAAUACUGUUGAUAGGUACAUUGCAAAAUAUUCUGCCCUUGUUCAACUCAUGGUUAGCCAGGAGUAUGCAAUGAGAGGUGUUAUCAAUGGUGCGGAGUUGCUGCUAUUCACAUCAAAAGAAUUACACGUGGAUUCACAUUUGUUUAUUGUGGGGUUGCAAAGCGAAUACUUCCUGUGGGGAAUCUUCCGCAGUGCUAAGAGUACUCUUGAUUGUGAAAGUUUGCAUGAGGAGCUCAAUGUUCAUCCACCUCUUUCUGUUGAAGACCACUCAAAUAAUGGUUAUCCCAAUAGCAACAAGAGCGGCACAAUUGUCAGUAUCACUGGAAUUGAUGACCUCUCAACGAAUUUUUUCAAGGGGGGCGGUACAAGCCAUGAAGAAGGAACUAUAGAUGAGAUUGCUUUGCCUGGGACAGACUUUCCGGAGAGCUUUCAGGAACAUGCCCGAGAUGUGGUCGUGGAUCCUGUAACAGCUAAUUGUACCAGUUCGCCACUUGUUAAAAUCACAUGCUGCCCCACAUUUAUCGUGAAAAGAGAAGAUACAUGUUCUGAACGGGUAUAUUCAUCCAGUGGAGUGGAAACCCCGAAACAAUCAAAUCAGCAAGUGAAAGUUGAAGUUGAAGAGAUUGCAUUAGAUAAGCACGACUUCGUUGAAAGGAGUCCGAAACUACUGCCUAAGAUAGAGAAACCCAAUAAAAAGGUCGGUUUGCUGGAACUUGGCUGUUCGUAUAGGAAUUGGGUCAAGCUGAAUACCAGUGGAUUCUCCAGGGGAAACACAGGUUCUGCUGGAGCUGGUGGAACAGUGCACACCUCAUCUGGGAAUUGGGUUUUGGGUUAUAGCCUUAAUCUGGGUAAGUGGAGUAGUUUGGUAGCAGACUUGUGGGCUAUCUUUCAAGGUUUGAAAUUGGUUUGGGACAGAGGGUACAGGCAGGUUCUGGUGGUGUCGGACUCUUGCACGGCAUUGGAGUGUUUGAAGACGGCUCCGCAGACAAGCGAUCCGAACAGCGAUCUUAUCCAAAGUUGCAGAGACCUCAUGUCACGCGAUUGGGAUUGCAAUGUGGGUCACAUAAGCCGAGAAAAGAAUGCCGCCGCCGCUUGGUUGGCGGACCAUUCAGAACUCUAUCCUUGGGGGCUAACUGAAUUAGAUGACCCACCUCAGGAAUUAGCUCAUAUUUUGAAGAACCAGGACAACGGGAUCUCCCCGCCAAGUUGAUUGUUUGGCCCCGGGAUUGCUUCGGCCGAAGAGCACGAAAAGGAAGCUAUUAACCAACAACCUCCCUGACUCCUCUAGGCUUAGGAAAUUCUAAAACAUCUCACGGCUUCUUGUAUAGCCCCUAGGUAUUGUAUAGCUGGUUUCAGAUACUAUGAAAUUACCAAUUGUAAAGAUACUGAUCAUCCCCUGAUUCAGUGUAGGCUUUGGAAGUGGCAAACUGUGAAGUUGCUGUCCAAAACCAAUUCCGCAUCUUUCAUGGGCUGUA